Molecule: messenger RNA, 1017 nt
Organism: Paraphaeosphaeria sporulosa
Lineage: Eukaryota; Fungi; Ascomycota; Dothideomycetes; Pleosporales; Didymosphaeriaceae
Exons: 2
Coding region: 122-823 (233 amino acids)
Biological process (GO): GPI anchor biosynthetic process
Cellular component (GO): mannosyltransferase complex; endoplasmic reticulum membrane
Molecular function (GO): mannosyltransferase activity
Source: RefSeq, a predicted model, not a curated record
CGUGCAUCGCGCGUUGAUAUGAGAGCAUUGCGGGCCGCGCGACUGUACAUGCAUCGUUCCGACAGAGGAUGAGGGCCCGUCUGCCACCACCGCGUCUUCCCAUUGCCUGCGCCCGCCAAAGAUGCGCGCCAUUGCCUGGCUGCUCUGCACCCUUGGCUCUAUCUUGAGAGUGUGCGCCAACGUCGAGAAGACGAUAUUCCUCGGCCCAAGUGCAAUAGUCCUCCCCAAUGCUCGCCCCGGCCUAGACGAACUGCACGUGGACACGCUCGAACCGGCCGAGCACCCCAUCCUAGCGACGCAGCUCUCCGUCAAAUUCCCCACAGGAUCAACACCCCGCGGUGUCGACUCUUGGUACCUUCUACGCGGCCUUGAAGAGGGACGCAGGUACGAGGUGCGCAUCUGCUGGCCAGCAUUUCAACCCACCGACUUCUGGCUAGACACAUUUCCACUCACCCACGUCUUCGACACGCCAGAGCUGAUAUCCUCGCUCGCCGGGUACAGUGACCGAGCGCGGAUAUCGCCGCCACAGAAGCUGGGUUACACAGCAGGCGAUUCCUCAACAGCUCAGUCGGUGCUAUUCCUACGCGUCCAGGCUGCAGCGUCAUACUAUUCCACGAAUAAGACGUUGAUGGAACAUCCUCCUCUUGUGGACGUCGACAUCAUCCUUGACCCGUUCAUACUCAACGUCCUGCCCCGCUCGCUCGGGCCCACCGCCAUAUACAUCACUGUCGUAGCAGUCGCUGCCUGGUUCAUAUCGGGGUACACAUAUCGUUGGAUUAUCGCUGUCUCGAAAGAGUACGAGGAGAAAGGCCACAAGGAGUGAGCUCUGGCAGCAUGUCCGCAGCCGCUAGAGCCCCUCCGACUCCAGUGAGUCCUAUACCAAGACCGCAAUUCGUUCUGAGAGUAUGCGAAGGAACAAUGUCUAACAUGCUCUUCACGAUCAGCCACCACCACCACCUCCUCCUCCUCGUCCACCGCCGCCGGCUCCGCCGUUUGGCGGUCUCCCAACAGAGCUGC